AACGUGUGUAUCUAGUGUUUAUUUAAAGGAGACUAUAAUAUGAUAUCCCUAAAAAAGGAGAAGUUUCACAUGUUGCCUUAAAACCUCCCUUAUAAUGGUCAUUCAAAGGUAUCACUAUAGUCUUGGUGUUCUUGUGUAGUAAUUAUACAUGCUGUCUUCAUGACCAGAGAUAAAAUUCAUUACAGUGUGAAAUCAAAUAUAUUCAUGAGGGACUAAUUUUCAAUGUUGAGUCAAUCCAUGAAAUUUAAUCCCAAGGAACAAGUAAAAUUCCCAUUCAUUUUAUGUUCAAAAGUUGAAGUCCACGAAUUCAUAUCCCCACGAAAUUGCUGUUUUGAUCAAAAACACGAAAUUUCAUGCCCACAAAAUUAAAUGAUUUUACAGUAUUUGCUUGAGAAUUUCGAGGUUUGACAACUGUGACACUAUAGAGGUCCACAUGUUCAUUUUGUAUAAACAUUGAUGCAAUUCAAUGCAUCUUAAGUGCAUUUCACUAUUCUGAUAGUGUUCAGAUUGUAAGGUUUCAGCCAGGGCCUCACUUAUUAGCCUGGAUUGCUUAGCUGUAAAGUUGAGUACUUUGCAUGAUAUCCACUGACAAGCAGAAAAAUGUAGGCUGUAUUGGUGUCUUUAAUCAGGAAAAUGUGGUUUACCUUUAAAUUUUUAUUACAGCUGAUAAUUAAAAGGCUUUGUGAAAUACAACACAUAAAAUUUAUUGUGUAUCACUGUACACAUAACAUAUGUAUGCAUUGAAACUACAACAGGCAUUCAGCAUUAUAAUAUAAUAUAAAACAAUCUGACUACAAGGUUUAAAACACAGUGUGAGAAAUCACAUGACUUAAAAAGGCAGCUUACACAAAAAAAUGGCCGAUAAUUUUUUCGAUUCGUCAGGAAAAUCAAAGUAUUUCUAUUGAUAAACCUUUGUUUUAGAUGUUCUGAUAUAUCUUAUCAUAUGCCCCUUACCUUCCGAUUUCCUCUGGUACCCAUACUUUGUUCCAUUCACCUAUAUUUUCCAAGAACACUUUGGAAGUUUGAAUACAUUCGCAGUUUUUAGAUGAUGGUAUCCACGGAUCGACACAAUUUUGUCCAAAAAAGUACAAAUUACUGAAGUAAAUGAAAGUAGAAUCACAUGAAAAGUUUACCAAAUACCCAGUAAGUCACGUGAUUCCUCACACUGAAACAGUUGUGAGUUAUGUUAUAUGUCUGAUAAGUUGUUUUUAUUAAAGAAUAGAAUAGAAAACAGAAUUACAUUUAAUGGUUAUUUCUUAAUUUUACAGUACUUGACUGGGUCAUUUCUUAUUAUGGUAGUGAAAAGAAAAAUCUAUACCAGUAACUGACCUAAAGUAUGUUCCAAAAACAGAUAGUGAUUUUUAACCUAAUAGUCUGGAAUAGAUUACCUCCCCUAGUUUCCUUGGCGACCGCGAGAAACAAGAUGGCUGCAGAUCCAGAAAACGAAAAGUUUUAUCUCGAACGAGAACAACUUACAGUUGACUCGGAUGAUGAGUUUCAGUAUGAGGAAGUGCCGGUUGAUGAAGAUUUUGUUGCUCCAGAUUUGCCUCUCUUAAAUCUGGAGGAAGAUUUGGAUCUAGCUGUGAGAACAAUCAAAGAAUACAAAGAGGAUGAGCAGGCAACUGUAAGUUUAACAGUCAGAUUAUAA
This is a messenger RNA of Mercenaria mercenaria, 1648 nucleotides long. RefSeq lists its product as uncharacterized. Lineage: Eukaryota; Metazoa; Mollusca; Bivalvia; Venerida; Veneridae. The record is from RefSeq and is a predicted model, not a curated record. The transcript has 4 exons. Bases 1337 to 1648 code for a protein of 103 amino acids.